AUGUCUACCGCUGCAAAACUCACGCUUGCAUCAACAGCGCUGGCUACUGUCGGCAUUGUAUUUUUCGUGCACCGGCAACAGAAGUCUGAUCAAGCGGCUAUGCAUGAGGGCGUCAUUCGCGAUAUGGAACAACAGCGCAUCAAACGAGAGCGACAACUAGACUUCGAGAUGCAGCGUCAACUUGAAGAGGAAUAUCGUAAAGUACAACAUGUCAGCGAUGGUCGGAAUAGCUAG
Dissoconium aciculare CBS 342.82 is the source of this 234-nucleotide messenger RNA. RefSeq lists its product as uncharacterized. Gene Ontology annotation, cellular component: mitochondrion. The transcript is spliced from 2 exons. The coding region runs from base 1 to 234 and encodes 77 amino acids. The record is from RefSeq and is a predicted model, not a curated record. Gene Ontology annotation, biological process: mitochondrial respiratory chain complex IV assembly. NCBI's taxonomy places the organism in Eukaryota, Fungi, Ascomycota, Dothideomycetes, Mycosphaerellales, Dissoconiaceae.